AUGCCUUUUGGAUUAAAAGUACCUUCCAAGAACAAACUGAUCUUUCGUGGUAUACAGGUGCCCAUUCUUGUUGCAGGUGCUGUCGAUUACGAAAUUAAAGAAGCUAAAUCACCUGGCCAAAUCGAAACUUCUGUCAUGGAAAAAAUCGUUCAACGUCGUUGCGAAGCCGUCGAAACAUCAGCAGACAAUGCAGAAUCAGCAUACCACGACCAAUUAGAAAACAAUUGCAACACAGGUUUUACAUCACCUAUGGAUAACAUGAACAACAAGAAAAGCAAAGUGAUUUCCGAUGGUAUUUUAGCGAUUGGUAGAAAUGCGUAUCGUGAAGUGCUCAGCGCAUUAGGCAAGGGAUGA
This is a messenger RNA of Mucor mucedo, 354 nucleotides long. RefSeq lists its product as uncharacterized. Lineage: Eukaryota; Fungi; Mucoromycota; Mucoromycetes; Mucorales; Mucoraceae. The record is from RefSeq and is a predicted model, not a curated record. The transcript is spliced from 2 exons. The coding region runs from base 1 to 354 and encodes 117 amino acids.